CAUUUAUGGCAAUUUCAAUCUUGCUUUUACUAUAAACUUGGUUACAUUGAUAAAAACUCCAUUUGGCUUCUUUCAUAUUCUUCCAAGCUCUCUGGAUGCAAAAGAAAAAACGAAAAAAAAAAAAUAAAAAAAAACAUCAAAGUAAAUUUUACCUAGGAAAACCCAACAGACCUACACAGGAUGGCCAGCCACAUUGGUGGAAUAUUUCGAAAUGGAAUUUAUUGCGGGUUGGACAAACCUUGUGAAAGCCCUACUGAAAAUAUUUCGCAAAAUAUUUCAUCAUUACUCUGUCAGCGCGCAUGUCCAAACGGCGCAACUUCUGUUAUUUCAGGAGCAGCAUUUCAAAUCUCCAAACAGUGCCGGCUCCUAGUAUCGCGCCCCUAACGAUGAAGAAAGGUCAUGGCUGAAUUUCCCGUAGACCAGUCACGUGGCGAAAGAUUUCCCGAGGAUGUUGAUCGUGAAAACUUCGCUACAGGACGGCAACUCAAAAAUCUCACGGUAUGACUUGGUGAGGUGAAGUUGAGACGGAAAAAGUGCAGUUUGAGUGGUCGAAUUGUUGAGAUGUGCGCUUGUUUGAAGAUGUGGGAAGAAGUUUUAGUGGCCGAGUUUUAAAUUGGAAAUUAUUCACAAGGAUGCUAAUAAGUUGGCACCAUGCACUCAUAUGGCUGAUUUUACUUUGGAUCUGUACAACAACUAGCAUCUCGUGCCCAUCUCACUGCUCCUGCGAAAAAGAUCAGAGAGGCAAACACAAAACAUCAUGCCUUAAAGGUGGAAUGACCGACCUGCCAACAAAAGAACUGGACCUCAAUGUCGAAGUCCUCGAGAUCGACGCUCCCGAAGAUACUCCCAACACCUUAACUCUAAGCCCCGUCUUCCAACACCUCAAACACCUGGAAGAACUGACAGUGAAGAGAUCCAGAUUAAAGCAACUCGGCAUGCACUCCUUCUGGGGCGUGCCUACGAUCAGAGUUCUAGACUUUACGUUCAACAACCUAACCACGCUGCUGGACCAUAACUUUCGGGGCCUGGUGAAUCUAGUCGAGCUGAACCUGGACCACAAUCGGAUAUCGGAUCUGCAGAGUGGUGUGUUUAAGCAUUUAACGGAGUUACGGAUAUUGUCGUUAAGGUUUAAUUUAUUAGUGGAACUAGUGCCUAGGAUGUUUAUGAAACUUGGUAAACUGCACGUGUUGAGACUCAGCGGGAAUCCUUUCGAAGAGUUGGACCCGGAGGCCUUCAAGGACAUUCCCGAAGUUCGAACCCUCGAAUGCCGAAGCUGCGGACUGCGGAGGAUAAACACCCAAAUUUACCACUUGCUGCCUUAUUUGAACCAUCUAGACCUCGGCAACAACCGGAUGCAGUUCCUCGAAGCCGACGAAUUCACAGACCUACACAAACUACACAGCCUGAAGCUGGACGGGAACCAACUUCCUGUUAUCCUGGAAAACACCUUCGUCCACCAGACCCAGCUGAAAUACUUGAACAUCGCCAAGAACCGCCUGGCGAAGAUAACCAACACUUCCUUCAAGAACCUCACAUCCCUGGAAGAGUUGGACAUCAGCUACAAUAAACUGGACAAGCUGGAACCUCUGGCGAUGCAACACGUUGCUAGUACCUUGCAGAAAUUCAUUAUGAGUGGUAACAAUUUCAACCUCCUGGUGAUAAGAGACAUCCUACAAACUCUUUACAAGGUCAACGAGUUGCAAAUGGCUCAAAUGAACAUCAAAGAAAUACCUGAAAACUUCCUACCCAGCACAAUAAGAAAGUUGAACAUUUCUUGUAAUAAUCUAACGGAACUAGGCGUAGAAAUGCUUCCACAACAAAUCAAAAUAAUUGACGUCUCCCAUAACAGACUGAAAGGACUCAACGAUCGAGUCUUGGCUAAGCUAGAAACUUUAAAGAGUGUUAAUCUUUCCUCAAACCCUUGGUCAUGCGAUCUGUGCCACAUAACCUCAAUUUUAUUGCGUGUAAACCGGACAAACAUGUUUUGGAACUCCACUUGUGAUUCCCCGAAGUAUUUGAAGGGUUCUAAGCUGACGAAUUUGCGGUUGGCUGCCUUAACAAGUUGUGAAAACUUGGAAAGUGGCGGUGAAAACAAACAGAGUGUUUUGGGGACAGAUAUAUCUACGUUAUUAGUAGGUGUGUUGUGCUUUCUGGUGCUCCUUUCUUUUUCUGUGAUAUACGUCGUGUAUUCCUGUAUGAGACGAAGGACGCUCAAUCUUAGGGAGUUUGAGAAGCGUGAGAGAGAACGCGAGAUCGCCAGUUUGUCGGAUCCGGUGGCGGUCUUCUCCAAGGAGAACAUAACCUUCAAGUUUCCCCUGGACCUGACGGAGAACAAGGUCAGCGUUUGCACGAUAGACGAUAUUAAACGUCAUACGCAAACGUCAUGUGUACCGAAUGGAACUGUAAUUUGAAGUUUACUCAGAGCCCUAGUUCGGUUUAACUGAUGCGAAUCAGUAAUUGUGAUAUAUAAUUGGGUAAGUUUAUAUCAUUCUGUGAAUGGAAAUGUACAUAGGUCAUUGCAAAUUCGGUAAGGGGUUCGAAUUUCGAGGGGUGUUUUGGAGAGUCUACAAACAUUUCAUUUUUGAAGCUCCCAUAGAGUAAUAAACAUAGAUAGAGGAAGUAUACGCAAUUUUUACA
Messenger RNA from Harmonia axyridis, 2637 nucleotides. RefSeq names its product insulin-like growth factor-binding protein complex acid labile subunit. The transcript is spliced from 3 exons. Bases 633 to 2411 code for a protein of 592 amino acids. The record is from RefSeq and is a predicted model, not a curated record. Gene Ontology annotation, cellular component: extracellular matrix. NCBI's taxonomy places the organism in Eukaryota, Metazoa, Arthropoda, Insecta, Coleoptera, Coccinellidae. Gene Ontology annotation, molecular function: protein binding.